UCCAGCGGCCCAAUGACAUCAGCGGAACCAAUCAUGCACUCGCGAAGCUGAAUGGAGGGAGAGUUGUCGGUUUUCACCGGGAUUUGGUGCCUUGUAACGGCCUUUGAGUGGAGGAAAACACACAGCCGGGUGGUUUGAUACGAGGACGGAGAGGAGGAGCACCGACAUGUCCGCGGAAGCAGCUGCUAAAACGGAGCCUCCUAUUGGCCAGCGGGAGGAAGAGGGCGGGGCCCACUCUGUCAAAGUUCAGACGGAACAGACCAAUCAGGAGGAUGGGAACGGCAGAGUGAGCCGGGUCAUCAGGAUCGGGACCCGGAAGAGCCAGCUGGCUCGGAUCCAGACGGACAGCGUGGCCGAGAAGCUGAAGGGGCUGUACCCAGACGUCCACCUGGAGAUCGUUGCCAUGUCGACGAUUGGAGAUAAGAUCCUGGACACGGCGCUGUCAAAGAUCGGGGAGAAGAGUCUGUUCACCAAGGAGCUGGAGAACGCCCUGGAGAGGAACGAGGUCGACCUGGUGGUCCACUCCCUCAAAGACCUCCCCACCACGCUGCCCCCAGGGUUCACCAUCGGAGCCGUGCUCAAGAGGGAGAACCCCCAUGAUGCAGUGGUGCUGCACCCCAGCCACGCAGGCAAGACCCUGGACACCCUCCCAGACUGCAGCGUGAUCGGCACCAGCUCGCUGCGCCGGGCCGCUCAGCUCAAGAGGAGGUUCCCCCACCUGACGUUCAAGGACAUCAGGGGGAACCUGAACACUCGGCUCAAGAAGCUGGAUGAGAAGCAGGACUUUGCCGCCAUCAUCCUGGCGGCGGCCGGGCUGAAGAGGAUGGGCUGGGAGAACCGGAUCAGCGCGAUCCUGGGACCGGAGGACUGCAUGUACGCCGUGGGACAGGGGGCUCUGGCGGUGGAGUGUCGGUCCAGAGAUGUAGACAUCCUGGAGAUGGUGUCGGUGCUCCACGACCCCGACACGGUGCUGCGCUGCAUCGCUGAGAGAGCCUUCCUCCGACACCUGGAAGGGGGCUGCAGCGUACCGGUGGCCGUCUACACCCAGAUCAAAGACGGCCAGCUCUACAUGACGGGAGCCGUGUACAGUCUGGAUGGAUCCGACAGUCUGAAGGAGACCAUGCAGACCAGCACGGCCGCCGGUGACCCGAGCCCGGAGAAGGUGGACGAGCAGGUCCAGCGGGUCGGGGUCACGGCCACCAAAGUCCCGGCCGACGCCCAGGACCGGGCCGAGCGGCUGGGCCUCGGCCUGGCCGAGCUGCUGCUGAGUAAAGGAGCCAAGGAGAUCCUGACGGUGGCCCGGCAGCUCAACGACGCCAGAUAAUCCCCCGGGCCGGGCCCAGGGGGGCGGGGCUACUGGUGCUGGUUCUGACCCAGUCACAGAGCCUCCUGGAGUUACCUCAGAGCGACGGUCCGACAGCACUGUUACUUGUUUUUAAUCAUCUCUUGAAAAGCACUAAAACUGCAGAUGAAUGUGUUCUGUUCAUGUCAUCGUUGAGCUGGAAGUUCUGGUCGUGUUCUUGUACCGGUGGACAAACCGGCCCGGAUGCUGCCGUGACGUCUCCAUCGUGUCCAAGUCAAACAUACACGACUUCUGCUCCAAUCAUCUGCCCUCCUUCAGAUCACUGGGCGUUAAAGCCAGUGUAUGUAGCAUUGCCCCGUCUGACCACAGGGGGCAGCGUGUCCUACCGGGACACACAGCUAUUACUACAUACACUGGCUUUAAAGGAAACCCACAGUUAGAUUUUAUAUGAUUUCACUUUUGUUUUCUUAAUAAAAGCUUCUGUACUUGCUCUACUUCAGCAAGUGGGAGGCUUUUUGGUCCUAAAACCAGUUAAUCACAACUAUAAAACCCAGAAGGAGGACCUCCAGCAGAAGCUCUCAGAUGUUUUUAGUGCCAUCAGAGUUCUGCUCCUGCUGAAUGAGCUGCCUCCCGGACCAGCACCAGUCGUGUGCCGGGUCUGGGCUUCUUUUCUGUUGGACAUGUUUUCCAGCUUUAAUUUCUGUACAAAUGAACCAUGAAUAUUUAUCUGUACUUGAGUUUUUCUUCUGCAUACAUGGACGUGGUGUUACAUGAACUCUGUCAUGGUCAGAUACAUUUUAAAUAAAGAUCAUUUGUGGA
Molecule: messenger RNA, 2122 nt
Organism: Cololabis saira (Pacific saury)
Lineage: Eukaryota; Metazoa; Chordata; Actinopteri; Beloniformes; Belonidae
Product: porphobilinogen deaminase-like
Exons: 15
Coding region: 167-1324 (385 amino acids)
Biological process (GO): heme biosynthetic process
Cellular component (GO): cytoplasm
Molecular function (GO): hydroxymethylbilane synthase activity
Source: RefSeq, a predicted model, not a curated record